This is a messenger RNA of Acanthopagrus latus (yellowfin seabream), 6559 nucleotides long. RefSeq names its product IKAROS family zinc finger 2 (gene ikzf2). Gene Ontology annotation, biological process: regulation of transcription by RNA polymerase II. Gene Ontology annotation, molecular function: DNA-binding transcription factor activity; RNA polymerase II cis-regulatory region sequence-specific DNA binding. The transcript is spliced from 9 exons. The record is from RefSeq and is a predicted model, not a curated record. NCBI's taxonomy places the organism in Eukaryota, Metazoa, Chordata, Actinopteri, Spariformes, Sparidae. The coding region runs from base 1047 to 2600 and encodes 517 amino acids.
CUAAGGGUACAGCUUGUUUAUCAGUUAUGGGAAAUAUAUAUGCAUUCCUGAGUUUGUAUUAGUACCUCAGUGAUAUUGCAAAUAUUAAAAUUCAGAGUUUUAACUUUUUUUCUCCAAAGGUACGUAGCUAACACGAUUUAUCUUAAACUCUCAAACACUGGUGCUGAUAUUGGCCCCCCAGGAACACAGUUUACCUCCCUGCCGACAAUUUGCAUCAUUAAUACAACUAAUCAUCAAUUAACCAUGAAGGUGAAAAUACAAAUAAACAUUUCUGAUUGGUUCAAACAAACUACUGCAGUGAGACUGGAAUGAUCACACCGCAUCAACAGCUGCAACACAUGUAGUAAAACAAACAAGUAAUGAAUUAAAUAAGUUUAAAAAAAAAAAGAAAAAAGAAAAAAGAGGGGUGGUCACUGUGCAGACACUAGACUGUGAUCCCUGCGGAAACACUUGUAGGCUGUGACAGUCCUGCUGUUGUCUCCACAGGGAGACAACCUGGCUGCAGCCCCUCUCCUCCUCCUCCUCCUCCUCCUCCCCAGCUUCAUAACCUAAUCGAUUACCGAGCAGAGAAAGGCAGACCGGGUCCUCACACUCUGGGAUCGGUUUCUCUAUGUGUGUGUGUGUGUGUGUGUGUGUGUGUGUGUCAGACUAACUUCCCAGAAUAGCAACUCGGGCGGGUUGUCUGCUGCUCUGCUGUGCUGUGCUGUGCUGUGAGAGGAGAUGGAGGAGGAAGUCAGCGGUGGAUUGAACAACUGUUGCUUUUGCUGCUGCUGCUGCUGCUGCUGCGGAACCGAACUACCCUCCAGUCCGCGCUGCAUGGCGCACGUCGGGCUAGAAUGAAGCGUGUUCGCCAGCCGAGGCGUUUCAGCCGGGAUCAAUGCGAUCAAGUUCACGGGAUUAUAUAAAAACUCCUGCGUGUUUAAGGGAGGUGGAGAGACAACUUCGCACCCCCGCCCCUCCUCCUCUCCUCCCCUCCGUUCUUGACUGAAAUUACCACCACACUCUGCACUGGGGAGACGAUUCAAGCUCUCCCUGCAGCAUUUGAAAUGGAGGCUCCCGAUGGAUACUCUGCCAGUAACGGCCAAUGCUCUCCCGGUGAGGUGAACUCGAGAAUGUUGGCAGAUAUGUCAACACCUAAUGGACAGACAGUUCCUCAGGGUCCUAAUUCCCCCAGUGAACUGACAAUUAAGCAAGAAGAGGAAACAGCGGAGGACAACAGAAGCCCAGCGCUUGAAGAAAUAAGCCAGACAGGGGAGGAAGAAGGAGCACUGGAGGAAUCCAUGACUGGCAGCCCGAACGAUGCACAGGAUGGGUUAUCUGGACCCAAUGUGACAGCUGACGCUGGAAGUCGACAAGCACACGGCGACAGGCCGUUCCAGUGCACCCAGUGUGGCGUCUCCUUCACCCAGAAGGGAAACCUGCUGCGACACAUCAAGCUGCACACCGGCGAAAAACCCUUCAAAUGCCCCUUCUGCAGCUACGCCUGCCGGCGGCGUGAUGCCCUCACCGGCCAUUUGCGCACUCAUGCUGUUGGCAAACCACACAAGUGCAACUAUUGUGGUCGGAGCUACAAACAGCGCACUUCUCUAGAGGAACAUAAAGAGCGCUGCCAUAGUUACCUGCAGGGCAUCGGCUUGGAUCCGACCGCCAACACUGGCCCUUACACAGGUGAGGGACCUACAGAGCCGAGGCCCAUGGCGGAGGCCAACACCAUGGCCACGUUCGAACGGCCGCCUGUUAUCGAAAGGCUGCAAAACAACAUGGGCAAGAGGAAGAGCACCACGCCCCAGAAAUUUGUGGGUGAAAAGAUGUUACGGUACAGCUACCCUGAAGUUAGCUAUGAGAUGGGCCUCAAGUAUGAGAAGCAGGCAGAACUGCUGCCGGCCCACGUGAUGGACCAGGCCAUCAGCAACGCCAUCACAUACCUGGGGUCGGACAGCAUUCGGCCCAUGCUUCACCAUCCAGGUCCCCCUCUCUCUAUGGCCGAGAUGAUGCCCAUCAACCCCCUCUUCCACCAUGUCAUCCCGCUGGGCCAACGAACAGAGCGUCCAGGAAACUGUGACACACUGCCACCUCAGCCACAUGACCUCCCGGGCCAUCACACCACAAAUGGCCCGACUGCUUUAAGCAGGCUCGGCAAGCCGCACCAGAAAGUGCAAGAGGAAUCGCCUAACCACAGUGGACUCGACUCAGCUGACUCAGCUCGCAGCAGCCCUCAGGAGAGGCAGGGCUACCAUGGAAGCAACCCCCCUCCCGGCCUCAGGUCUCGAGCCAGUCCAGCUGUGGUGUAUUCAGGUGAGCGGCUAUCAGAAGCAUCACCCAGAAGUGGGGCAGGAGUGGGGACUGGGACGAUGCGGGCGGCCACAGAUAGGCUCGCGAGCCACGAAGGGGUUAGGGUGUUUGGACGAGAGGGCCAGGAGUUGCGCGCCUUCCAGUGCGAGCACUGUCGGGUGCUCUUCCUGGACCAUGUCAUGUACACCAUCCAUAUGGGCUGCCACGGAUACAGAGAUCCACUGGAGUGCAACAUCUGCGGUCACCGCAGCAGAGACCGCUACGAGUUCUCCUCUCACAUAGUCCGCGGUGAACACACCUUCCAUUGAGAGAAUGGGUAGGAAUUAAGGGAAAAGGCAAAGAAGGGAAAAGGAGCAAUAGCCUGAUAUCCGUCCUUAUCCCCUGACCUCUGAGACUGCACAGUUUGAAUGACACUGUAGACAAGUGUAGCACAAUCAUAGCAUAGACUUCUUUUUAAGCUACUUAUUGUGAAUCUGAAAAGUUGAACAAUCAUAUGAAGGUAUGGGCCAAAGACACAUUUUCUACAUACUGAAUUAGAAUUAAUGUAGACGAAGGAAGGUAAGUUGUUUUUGUUUUUUUUCUCUUAAUGUUCAUGAAAUGUAUAACAGAGCAGCUGUCAGACGACUUUCAUUCUAUUCUUACUGGAUAAUGUCUCCUCGUGCUUGUCCUGUCGACACGCUUUUGUCACCGAACUAUUUUUUUCACUCUCAAGAAGUAACAAGAUAUAAGGACACGUUUCUGUCCUGUGGCCUCAAUGCACUCGAUACAGUUUAUUAUAAGAAAAAAUGAAAGUACUGCAAGAUGUACAACACAGAUGAAGACUUCAGGUAGUCUCAAACCCUUAAUUUCAAACCUGGAAUUUCCAAUCGUUACCAAUCCAAUAAUCACCUUGUUUCCACCUGGUAUUUUUAAUGCGUUCUUAUUAACACUGAAAACUGAUCUUUGUCCUUGUGAAAAAAGCCUCUGAAACAGUGAUUUCAGGUAGCAGCAAAUCAGCCAGUCCCAGGUUCCCUUAAAAAAGCAUAGAUUUUUUUUGAGUUGUUGAGCUAAGGGAAACUUAAGACACCUUGACAACAUCGUCUGCAACAAAUUCUUAGACAUUUGUGGCAGCUUGUAAAUUCGGCAAACGUAGUGCAUUAAGUUAUCCCUUUCCUUGUGUCAUUCUGUCCCAAUAUGUUGCAUUACUAGCAUGUGAGUUACUCUGUGACUGCUUAAUUUUUUUCACACUAUUCUGUGGAAUAAAGCAUCAAUCGAAGCUUUCAUGGCGCAGAAUAGACAUGUUGUCAGUAGAGGCAUGUCUCUUUCUGCCUCCUCACUUGCCCAUUCUCUGAUUUAAACCAAGUUUUAUACAAAGUAAAAAAAACAAAUAACUGCAUCAGUGCAUUGUCGAGUUCGUAUUCAGCAGGUUGUAUGGAUCGUCUGUUUACGCCGACCUAAGAUCCAAACACUAUGCAAGCCACACUACCUCCAGAUGUAGUCAGGCAGAUCCGAUCGCAUUAAAAUGCAUUUGUCCUCAUCCGGAUAACACAUCCAGGUACAGAUCACAUUUUAAUACCAGGUUUAAAUUGGGUGUAAUAAAAAAAAUAAAGAUAAAAAAAGCCAUGCUACCAUAUAUGAAUACUUACCGGUGUGAUAUUGCAGAUAUCAGAGGAUUGUUUUUUUUCCUGUCUUUUGUUUUUCAUGACAUUGUAUUGGCCCAUUAUGCUCAUUGGUUUUCCCAUGAGCAAUGGUGUAAUACAAACACUGAUAGGGUCAUCUGGCGCUGGGUGUUCUAGCUGCAAGCAACUUGGUGUCCAUGUGGGCUUGAUUGCCAGAGCUGUGGUGGUUUCUAAAUGUGUCUAUCUACAGCUAUAGAAAGUCGAAUAGUUGUGCCAUCAUUUUGACAGUAUUUGGUUCUGCUUCAGUAAUGCUGCUUCUAACUGCAGGAAUUAUUUUGCAAACAUAAAUGCCUUUAUUAAUUACAAGAUUGUUGUUAUUUAAAAAAACAAAAACAAAAAACAUUUGAAAAUAGUCCAAUAGUCAACAACACUUAGUUUUACAGAUGUAGCCUAUAUCACAACUUACUACAACGUACACAAUUUGUAGUACUAUCUUUUCCACAAAUAUUAACAAAAACAUGCUACAAACUUCAUUUUAAAUUGUUAUUGUUUGGAUCAACACGUCAUUUGUGAAGAACUUGUCCAGACCAAGCUAAAGCUAAUGCUAACUCUCUAAAAAGGUUAUAUAGCCGGCUGAUUGCAGAAAGCUACCUCUUACCCAAUUUGUAGGAUUCAGCUGAGCCUUCAUUAAUUCACUUGGACUGUUAUUAUGACAUAUAGUCGGCUAUUUUUUUCUGUCUUUGUUACGCUGCAGUAAUAGCCCAGCUAUUCUUGUAGCCAAAAGUAGCAUUUCUAGCUAGCAAGUUUAUAUUUUUGUAUCACCAUGCAUGUUUUCACGAUCAGUCGCUUAGUCUUUACCUGCACCACCAUUGUUUUUCCACUUAUCAGUGGCUGGUAAAGCACUUGUGCACCACUACUUGCACAAAAAAGACCACCGACUUCCUGCUGCCGUAUUAUUUGACAUUUUGAAAGUCUUGUACAAAGAAUCAGCUCAAACAAUUUUUGAAAAGGUGUCACUGAAUAAAGCUGUUCUGAUGCACACUGUAUACCAUAUUUUAAAACAUUCAUGUUUUCCUCUUGAAAAUUGCACACAUAACUCCACCUGCAUAUAUAACAGUGUGUAAAUAUAUUAAAAACAACAAAAUAAACACAUAUACUUUGACAUUAAUAAUUAAAGUUGAAUCUUUCUAAACUUUAACCUCUAGCUCAUGAAACUGAAUGUGUUGCUUGCAUUUUGACUUGUUUCUCAAAAAUCCUAAUUGGCAUCUAUUCAGUUCAUCUUCAUCUACGAGGUAAAACGAUUGAUCAUGAAGCAAAUAUCACAAAGCAAAACAAGGAAGUAACAAAAUGUGCAGUGUUACGGUUCCAGUCAGCUCUGUGACCUUUAAAAAGUUAAUCUGUUAUCAUACUUUCUUUACUAAGUUUGUUUUCCCUGGUUGCUCUUAUGAAAACUACAAAUCCUGGUGGCUUGUGGGUCAUGUUGCUUGCAGUUUGAACACACAGAUUCCUAAACUUUGCUUUAAACUAGCAGACUUACAAAUAUAGAUCAUAAAAUGACAGAGGAUGGCAAAUAAUUCUAAUUAAGAUGGCUUUAGCUGAUUAAACUGAAAGUAUAAUGCAAGAUGCUUUAUUUUAAUGUAUACCAAACAGAUGAUGCAGGAGGCAAAGGGUAAGGCAUGGGUGGCCUUUCUCUGAUGUACUUCACUGUAUGCUUUAUGCCCAUCUUUUUGAUCCAUCCCACUUUGUGAUUCAGGCUGUGUGGAUGUCUGUGAGUAUGUAAUAUAAGUGUACUUUUUUCCCCCAGUGCUUUUGGCGGGGGUCCGCUUCGUCUGGGCUGUUUUGCAACUCAGCAAACACGCUUACAUGUUCGGCUCCAAAUGCCGUCAGUCCUUUUUGAAUGUCAUGACAAAUACAGGGGAAAACAUCACAGCAUCCCUGCACAAAUACUUCUUUGUGAGGCGUCCUUGGCAUCUUUGAAUGUCUUGUAGUGCAGCUUUAAUUUCGACUGAACACCUAAAAAAAAUGACUCCCUUUUGAAAUAGACCAGAUUUUAGAUGCGUAUGGUGGCCAUUUGGCUUGUUUAUCUCCUACUGUAAGAAUCAGAUUGCUCAUUCUCUGCUCUUCACUAACACCAUCUCAAGCACACACACACACACACACACACACACACACACACACACACACACACACACACACACUAAUGUCUCUCGCGCUUCCUCUCUCCCGUAAUGUCGCCACAUUCUUGUAUGACCUUGUGCAGAGGGGAUGCAGAACGAGACAGCUUGAGCAAGAGGAAAAGUGAGAGUAUGAGUGUGUGGCUAACACGUCGUUCUACUCUGAAGGCACUUGUCAAAACUGUAGCGUUCCACAUCACCUCUGUAAACAUGCUUAGACAUUAAAAGCUCAUGUAUGCAAAGUGGAAACAGCGUGUAGGAGAUAAGCCACUUUUCCAAAUCGCUUGUCCAUCGUGCACAGUGCGUUGAACAACGACAGAUUUCGGUUCACAAGGGACGUCGCAGCGCUUUCAUAUUUACUGUCUCUCUGAAAAAGACUCAGAUAAGACUGUGCUUUGUACAGUUGGCCAUGCACUUUAUGUCCAUGUCCUGACUAAGGCAGCAUCUUUUUUUACACACACACACACACACACACACACACACACACACACACAC